This is a messenger RNA of Aureobasidium pullulans EXF-150, 1450 nucleotides long. Its product is annotated as SET domain-containing protein. Lineage: Eukaryota; Fungi; Ascomycota; Dothideomycetes; Dothideales; Saccotheciaceae. Gene Ontology annotation, molecular function: protein binding. The coding region runs from base 161 to 1216 and encodes 351 amino acids. Gene Ontology annotation, cellular component: nucleus. The transcript has a single exon. The record is from RefSeq and is a predicted model, not a curated record.
GCAGUGAUUGUUUCCUCGGCAGAUCGACAGGGCAACGAGUAAUUUUUCUUUUUUUGUGCGCUUUCUUUCGUCAUCAUCAAAGGGUCUAGAUUUUAGCCUCAACUGUCUUUGUAGAAAAACUGCCUUGCCGAACAAAGACCAUCUCACGCCCUCGAAAGUCAUGUCAGCACCAGCAUCACUACACGCUUCUUCAAUAUUCGCCGUCCGCGAAACAGCGGAAUCUGGACGAGGUGUUUACGCCACACAAUUCAUUCCGAAGGGCACGCUUUUAUUCGAGACUGCGGAGAUCGCGGCGAGUGUGGUGUAUCGCGAAUACUGGAAGGAAGUCUGCGCACAAUGCUUCAAGUAUGAUAGGGGCCGAAAUUGGAAGAUUCGCGACCAAACAGCUGGACAUGCCUUCUGCAGUGAGGAAUGCCAGACGAUAUGGAAGAAUGAUACUGUGAACGAUGAAGCAGCAUCGAUUGCAAUUGAAGGACUAGGGAAGACAGCGAAACAAGGCUCUUCGGACACAGAUGAAGACCCAGCACACAGUCUACCUCGACCGACAACACAAGAGAUUGACGCAGCAUGGGCAGAAGCAGAAGAGACGGCGACAAAGAUCCGCAAUGCACGAUCGUCCGCCAAACCAUCCAAGCCAGAGCGCCGUCUAUUGUCACAAAUCCUCGCCACACCGCCCAUACGCGACGUGAUAACCUACCAACUACCCGCCCUUCUGACCAUUGCAAACUCGCCAUCAUUGUGGUCUGACGUACUUAUCCUCGAAUCCGAAGCCAUACCGUACAUUUCGCCAGCCGACCUCAAGUUCCAAAUCACCAGUUAUCACCAUCUCUUAGCGUGCGCGCCGCUUCCUCUCCUCGACCACAUCACCGCAGACAACAUCCGCACGCUGGCAGCGAAGUCUUCGCAUAAUGUGUUCAACAUCUGGUCGCAAGAUCUGGACGAUGGAGGAAGUGGUGGUAGCGAGUGUCUAGGAUAUGGCUUGUGGACGGCAGCGAGCUAUUGGAACCACAGCUGUGGGCCGAAUAUACGAAAGAGGAGGAACGGUCGGACAUGGAUGUUCUGGGCAGAGAGGGACGUCCAGGAGGGAGAGGCACUGUGCAUCAGUUAUCUAGGUGGUGAUGAGAGGGAUAUGACGAGGCAGGAAAGGAGAACGAAGCUCAAGGAGCACUGGAAGUUCGACUGUGCUUGCAAGAGGUGUGAUGAAGAGGCCAAGUAGGGGCGAUGCCACCUAUCGAUAACAAUCGCUGGCUUGACAAGGCUACUUUCAGACCCAUAGCAGAAGAUAUCUCCGCCAUGAUGCAUACCCGAUUGUUCUCAAGGCUGCCUUGUCGCAAGACAAGCUCGAAGCAGCUGCCGGCACGCGGGAAUCUCACCGGCGAAAACGCUUGGGCCACGUCCGGUCUUGACGAGCUCCUUGACGAACUUCGGGCCCGUCAAUUCACCAUCUCCU